AUGGAUAUGAUGUUUUAUGGUAGAAAAGUUAGUUGCAAAUUUGUGUUAACGCUCUUCCUCUACUUUCUGGAAACAAAUUAUUUAUGGAUCCUGGUGGAAGGACUUUACCUUUUCAUCCUCAUCUUUGUGGCCCUUUUUCCAGACAAGAAAUACCUAUGGGGAUUCACUUUGUUUGGCUGGGGGCUACCAGUGGUAUUUGUUACAAUAUGGGCCACUUUAACAGCAACGUUAGCAGAUACUGGGUGCUGGUUCCGUAGUGCAGGUGGUCUGAAGUGGAUAAUUCAUGUUCCAAUACUAAUUACAAUAGCGGUAAGUUACUGA
This is a messenger RNA of Protopterus annectens (West African lungfish), 321 nucleotides long. Its product is annotated as parathyroid hormone/parathyroid hormone-related peptide receptor-like. Gene Ontology annotation, cellular component: plasma membrane. The record is from RefSeq and is a predicted model, not a curated record. Gene Ontology annotation, biological process: adenylate cyclase-activating G protein-coupled receptor signaling pathway; cell surface receptor signaling pathway; intracellular calcium ion homeostasis. The coding region runs from base 1 to 321 and encodes 106 amino acids. The transcript is spliced from 4 exons. NCBI's taxonomy places the organism in Eukaryota, Metazoa, Chordata, Ceratodontiformes, Protopteridae. Gene Ontology annotation, molecular function: G protein-coupled peptide receptor activity; peptide hormone binding; parathyroid hormone receptor activity.